Molecule: messenger RNA, 843 nt
Organism: Ogataea philodendri
Lineage: Eukaryota; Fungi; Ascomycota; Pichiomycetes; Pichiales; Pichiaceae
Exons: 1
Coding region: 1-843 (280 amino acids)
Biological process (GO): regulation of transcription by RNA polymerase II
Cellular component (GO): nucleus; CCAAT-binding factor complex
Molecular function (GO): RNA polymerase II cis-regulatory region sequence-specific DNA binding; protein heterodimerization activity; DNA-binding transcription activator activity, RNA polymerase II-specific
Source: RefSeq, a predicted model, not a curated record
AUGACCUCGCAGGAUUUCGAGCUCCGCGAGCAGGACAGAUGGCUGCCUAUUGCGAAUGUGGCGCGGCUGAUGAAGAACACGCUUCCGGCUACGGCCAAAGUUUCCAAGGACGCGAAAGAGUGCAUGCAAGAGUGUGUGUCUGAGUUUAUCUCGUUCAUAACAAGCGAGGCCAGCGAUAAGUGUUUGAUGGAAAAACGUAAAACCAUCAACGGAGAGGACAUUUUGUACUCGAUGACGAACCUGGGAUUUGAAAACUACAGCGAGGUGCUCAAAAUCUACCUGGCAAAGUACAGAGAACAGCAGGCUUUGAAGCAAGAAAGAGGAGAAAUUCGAAAAAAGAAGGUGUCCAAGAAGAACGGCUUCACAGAGGAUACCAUGGACCAGGAGGACGAGGGUGAAGAGGACCUGGACUCGGGAAUGAAGAAAGAAGAGGAAGAUUUCCUGGAAUAUCCAGUGGACGACACGGACUCCAAAGACCAGCCCAAAUCCCACUUCGAAGAGAGCGAAUACGUCCAACAGCUUUACGAACAGGACUACGGCGACCACUCGCACUAUCCUCAUAAUCCGCAAUAUCAUAAUACCCAUCAAGACAACGAUAUAACGGUGAACCACUUGAAAAAUUCAGAGUCGACAGAAAUCAGCUCGCCCACCGGCGCCAAACACUUGGAUACGGCCAAACUCAAGUCCACAGAGAAGGUGGUGGCCACUACCGACGACGCUACGCUGUCUCUGAACCUGAACGAUAAUGUUCCAGAAGCAGUUUCCGAGACAGAAGAGCUGGCUUCUUUGACCAACGGCCAUCACGGGGCAAACGUGCUGUACCGUUACCAGGAGGACUUUUGA